Molecule: messenger RNA, 1234 nt
Organism: Telopea speciosissima
Lineage: Eukaryota; Viridiplantae; Streptophyta; Magnoliopsida; Proteales; Proteaceae
Product: GDSL esterase/lipase At3g26430-like
Exons: 5
Coding region: 1-1194 (397 amino acids)
Molecular function (GO): hydrolase activity, acting on ester bonds
Source: RefSeq, a predicted model, not a curated record
AUGGAUUGUUGUUGUUGUUAUCUGUUGAAAUUGGUUAUUGUUGUAAGUGGUUUUCUUUCAGUGAUCACAUCCUUUCCAGAAACUACAAGUUUGGUGUUUGGGUUGACUACUCCCGAGCCAUGCGAAUUCCAGGGAAUCUUCAACUUCGGUGACUCGAAUUCCGAUACUGGUGGUCACUCUGCGGCAUUCGGACAAGCACCUCCACCCAACGGGGAGACCUAUUUCCAUGCCCCUGCUGGACGAUUAUCUGAUGGCCGUCUUGUAAUCGAUUUCAUGGCGGAGAGCUUAGGAUUUCCUUAUCUCAAUGCUUACCUCGAUUCAGUCGGGUCCAAUUUCACUCAUGGAGCUAAUUUUGCAACUGCUUCAUCAACAAUUAAACCACAAAAUAAACCUCUCCCACAGGGUGGGUUUAGUCCUUUCUCCCUUGACGUCCAAUUCAACCAGUUCAACAAUUUUCAUCGUAGAUCUCAAGCGGCUCGUAGACAAGGAGUUGUUUGGCAGGAAUUGAUGCCCAAGAACGAGAGUUUUUCUCGUGCCUUGUACACAGUUGAUAUCGGUCAGAAUGAUCUAUUGGCCGGCUACUUCCUUAACAUGUCAACCGACCAAGUCAGAGCAUACAUCCCUGAUUUAUUGGGUCAGUUUACUACUAGUAUAAAGAAUAUAUAUUGGCAAGGAGGGAGGUGGUUCUGGAUACACAACACAGGCCCUGUGGGCUGCCUUCCCUCCGUUUUGGAUCGAUUGCCCAUCACAGCAGCACAAGUGGACAAAGCUGGGUGUGCCAGUCCCUUCAAUGAGGUGGCUCAGUUCUUCAACAUCAGAUUGAAAGAGGCUCUGGCUCAACUAAGGAAAGAUCUCCCCUUGGCUUCCAUUACCUCUGUAGACGUUUAUUCCGUCAAGUACUCCCUCAUCAGCAAGGCCUCCAAGCUUGGAUUUGAACUCCCUCUUGUAGCUUGCUGUGGGUAUGGUGGGAAGCACAACUACAAUAGGUACAUGGGCUGUGGAUCAAAGGUUACUAUAAAUGGAAAACAGAUUCUAGUGGGGAAAUCUUGCAAAGAUCCAUCGGUUAGGAUCAAUUGGGAUGGAGUCCACUACACCGAGGCUGCAAACAAAUGGAUCUUUGACCAGAUCGUUGAUGGAUCGUAUUCUGACCCGCCCAUGCCAUUGAAAAUGGCUUGUCAUCGGGUUACCAACUGACUUGAUUUCUCUGCUUCCAAAGCAUAUCUUUUUCUUCUUU